Molecule: messenger RNA, 659 nt
Organism: Solanum stenotomum
Lineage: Eukaryota; Viridiplantae; Streptophyta; Magnoliopsida; Solanales; Solanaceae
Exons: 1
Coding region: 243-527 (94 amino acids)
Source: RefSeq, a predicted model, not a curated record
AACGAAUGGGAGAAUAAUUUUAGAAAUUUCAUUUCUCUCUAUUUCCACUUUACAGAAGUUUCCAGUUUUACUCCACUUCCACUAUAUAAUACUCUUUACUUCUGCAGUUUCUUUUUCUUCCUACUCAAGUUACUUCUUACCUAAAUUAAAACCAAUCAACAAAUAAAUACUAGUACUAUUUUCUUUGCUUGUUAUUUGUUAGCAAAUUGCAAGUUAGAAGCAACAAUACCCCAACGGCAACGAUGAUGAUGUCAAUUUUCAGUCCCUUUGAUGCUCUUUCUGCUGAGGUUUGUGGGCAGAAGUUGAGUUUUUCUAAAGCACUCACUACUCAUGACAAAACACAACAAGGUGUUGGAACUCUUGUAACAAAUAGCCAAGCCGUUGCUUCUCCGCCGUCUAUUUCUUCUAUUGCUGUUCUGAACAAGGCCGGAGAGGCAUCAUCUUCGUGCCAAAAUCAGCAGAAGAGGCAGAGAUUCGCUCUGGAAUUUGACGGUGUUCACUGUUUCGAAACUAUCAUUACCUAUUGAUUUUUGUUUUUACUAAAAUUACAAGAUUGAAAACUGAUUAUGAUAUAUACAAUUUUUUGGAUUCGGAUCAUAUUCACUUUUUUGUUUUGCUUAUUGGUAAAACUUCAAUUCGUAAUUUCUCGUUUUGUUUUA